AGUAGGUGUCGCUAUGACGUUGCAACACCAUCUCGGAUGCAAAAACUGGUGAUGGGCGGUGGGUGAGGUGUUGCAUAUGAUUGUGUGACUUUGGGGAAAAAUAAACAUAAUCUUCCAUGAACCCUCUGCUCCUGCUACAGCAAAAUUUUGAAGUGCCCAUGCGAACAUGCAGAGGUACCUGUGGCCUGGUUAUGAGGUGCAGCUUCUUGGGGGGCUGCAGAGACAACAGAACAGUGCCCAGUUCUGUGACACCCUGCUCCAAACUGAGGGUAUCUCAAUCCCAACCCACAGCUGCAUCCUUGCAGCUCUCAGCCCGUACUUGUCUCAGAAGCUUUCAGCCUCCCCCUCACCUCCAUCUGGACAGAAGCGUCAGCUCCAGCUCCAGACCGUGAAGGCCCAGACUCUGCUCAAGCUGGUUGGUCUGCUUUACUCUGGUGUGCUGGAGGUAAAAGGAAACAAUGAGAAGAGUGAUGUGCUGGCUGCAGCCCACCAGUUUGGAAUCACAGACCUUGUACGAGGACAGAAGGGUGGAGGGCCGAAAGAAGUCCAGGAAAGGAGGCCGAGUCUUGGGAAUUGCAGAGAGAGAUGGGGAAGCCUAAAAAUACAGGAGACACAUGUUGAGGCUGAGGUGGCUGGCACGGGAGAGGAAAAUUCACCAGUCAGAAAGAAAAUCUGUGUGUCUGUUGGCACACAGACAGUAACCAUUGUUGAAAAUUCAGUGGAUUUUGGAAAUCUGGAGCCUGCCUCCUCUGUAGCUCAAAGCCCGGAUGUUUGUGUCACUGUUCCACAUCUCACGCCUCGCCCCACCGUUCCCAGUGAUGGAGAGUCUACAUUUGGCCAAACUUGUGACAGUGUAACGAAUCCCACAUCCACUUCAUCUUUUUCCAUUGACACGGUGCCUUUUCCUACCAUCCGUAAUGAUUCCAGCUCCUCAGAAGCUCAGGACGACUGUUACCAAGAGUCAUCCGAGUCUGGAGACAGCGUCCGCUGGUUGGCCAGAGAAAGGGCAGGAUUGGAGGAUGGAGAAUCAAACGGCACGGCAGCUGAGAAUGAAAGAAAUGCAGAGCAGCCACGACAGGUCUGCACAGAUGAGAUGAACAAAAAACAAAACUCGAGUGAAAGGAGUCCUUCACAAUGCAGCACAGCGGUGAAAGAUCUAACCAAGAUGAAGGAGAUGAUGGAAGACGCACAGAUAUCCAUCAAGGUGAAGCUGAGGAGAAGAACGACAGGAGAGAUGUGGGAGGUGGUGAAGGUACAAAGCCCAGAUGAGACGUCAGUCCUGACAUCACUGACUCAGCCACAGACAGAUGCUGAGGAACUCGAGCCUCCUCCCUCCCCUGUCCACCCAUGCCCUGUUCAGAAACCAGAGAUCCAGAACCUUCCACCUGCUGUAACCAGCUCUCCCACACAACCAGAACAACACCACAACACCACCUCUGAAUCCCAGUCUUUAUCCACCAGCAGCUUCACCUCAAACCCCAACAGUGAGGUUGAAUCAGCGCCGGCGCCUCAGCCGCAGGGCUCUGUGGACGAGUGUGACGAGCAGAUAGAGAAGCUGUUAGAGGACGUCAUGAUGAGCCUGAACAUCCUGCCCAACUUUGAGGGUAACUGUAAGAAGUUGGAGUCGAGCCACAAUGUUUGCCGAGUCCCAGUUUCACAGGGUGACGCAGCCCAGGGUCGGAUGGAUCCUGUUACCAGUGCAGCAGAGUGUGCUUUCUUCCAGGAUUUGGAGUCACAAAGCAACCAGACGUCAGUGGAUACAGGUAUCCAUUGUUGUUUUGCAGGUCCAAACCAGCCCAAGUUAAUCCAGCAGCAGCAGCCGACUCUCCAGUGCAACUCAGCUGUCAGAUCUUUAUGGCAAAUCGAUGGAUUGAGCUGCCAGGGUUUACCUCCAUUCAAAAGUAAAUAUUCUCUGUAUCCGGAAACACCCACAGGCUCAGUCCUGUCUUCAGCUUUCUUCACCAGAGGCCAGAAACUCCAUUACCCAGCAUUUCAGCCACCAUCCUCACAAGAUGAUCAACACCGUCUCGAGUUUUUACCUCUGCCAAAUGGAAAUGGGACACAAUCUGAACCCACUUUUUCCUCACCUUGCAUGGAUGACUUGCGGCUUCCUCAGCGUCUCUCCCCAUUAGAGCCAAGCACAUCUGCAGCUAAAGGUCAGCCUCUACUCAACAACUCGGCAAACCCCAAACAGGGUGUCCAGCAGCAGCCAUCCUUACGUAGGAGACCCUGGCUCUCGGACAACGCUGGUUUACUGCAGUUUCCCUUUAGCAGCAUCAUUUGCACGGGUCAUAAAAGUACAUCUCCGUCACCAGAUCCAGAUCACAGCUGUCAGUCAAAGCAAGAGCAGCAGGAGAAGGAUUCACAUCUAAAAAAUGGAGGAACUAGUGCAGAAGGUUGCAAAGGGAAUAGCUUGAAAGAGAGAGGAAAAAAAUCAGCAGCAGAAGUAAAAUCGUACUCCAGGAGGCUGAAGGAGAGUUUCAAAUAUAGACAUGAUGACACUACAGGAGACGGGAGGAAGAGAAGGCGCACAAAUGAUCAACAAGACUCCACCGGUUCUUGUUCUGCGUACAAAGAUUUAAAAGUCAGUGAUGGAACAAAGGAUUGUUCAGUGAGUUUGUCGAGUAACAAUGUGCUAUUGAAGGAAAGAGAAGAGACUAUCAGGUCUUCAAACGCACCAUCUGGACUUCCAGGGAAACCCAGUAAAAUGUCGCCCGUCAUUGACAAUGGGGGAGAAAAACCCUUUGGCACCAAGCCGUCUCGGAUCAGGACCAGGGCCUUUAUAAAAAAAUCUCAAGAGGCAGCAAAUGACACAACCCCACCUGAAACGCCUUGCAUUUUCAAGCCUGUCGUCAGCAGAGCUCAGCUUGUGAAUCAGGAUGGUGUCUUGCUUGUGAAAAGGAAACGUGGUAGACCCCGAAAAAUAAGACCUGUAGAGGAAUCUUCAGAAAGUGUUCCUGCCAUUGUUGAAAACAAUGAAAAUGGCGACAAUGCGCAGGUUGACAGGAACCUGCCAAAAGAGCAGGAGGAGAAAAAAAUGGAGAAGACGUGCAGAAAACGGAGGAGGAAUGAGAGCGAGGUGGAGGUCAGCCCAGUGAAGAAGACUGCGAGUGUCGAGCACACUGAAAAGGCUGAAGAAAUGAAUGCCUGUGACGUAAAACCUGGGACAGUGAAUCAGCGGCACAUGGUCACUCUGAAGGACAUUCAGAAGCUUAUUAAAUGGCAACAAGCACGAAGGAUGAAGUCCAAACAGACCCAGGAAACACAUGAACCUGUAAAAGGCACAGAUGGCAUAUUGGAGAAAGGAGCGGACAUUAAAGACGGGACAAACUCUGAAGAACAUCACAAAGGUUCAAACAUCGCAGUUGAUAAAAAUCACAAUCUUCUUUUGAGCCCGUCUGCAGAGACAAACGGCCGUAUGAGCGAGAAGAGGAGUUUGGAUGGUGAUGAAGACCACCCAGUGUCCUUAGACGUUGUGGAGGAAGAUGAAGCCAAGGUGACAACGGAGAGAGAGCGACCACUGGGAAGACCUGAUGAAGGGAAAUCGGAUACAACAGGGUCUCCAUUCCUCAACGAUGACUGCUCAUCUCACAGUGACACCCUCCUGCCUGAAGAAAACACAGCUUUGGACUUGUUGCACCCCUUGACUGUGAAGAUAACCAGUACAGACAAAAAGGGAAAAGAGGAGGAGGAAGAAGAGGUGGAUGUCCUGGUUUGCUCCCCAGAAAAAGCACCUCAGACCAGAGAGUGUGAGGGGUUCCUCAACAACAUAGACAUGACUCCGAAUGAAGAUGAGGAAGAUGAUGUGAAUGAGAUUGACGUGACUGGAGACGAAGCAGAGUAACGUCAUGUACGUGUGUGUAUUUUUUACCCCGUCCAGUGGUCGGCUCUCACUCUAAUACUGUCUCUGUUCUGGUUGUAUUUAUGUUCACAUGUCACAUGAAGUUGCGUAUAAAGAUUCAUUUUUACAUUCUUCACUUCAUGUUUGCACCACUUUGGGUUUUCGUUUAGUUCCUUGUGUAUGCGGUUCAAAAAGAUGUUUAAUUUCCAUUAAUAAUAUGCUAAAGAAAAAGUUUACAAUAAGUUUGUUUUGUCAAUUUUAUACAUUUUACAUUUUCAGCGAAAUUGUCAGAUGAAUAGAGGAAAAGGCACUUGAGUGGCCUUCAGUGAUGUCCCUCUGUAUGUUUCCAAUGUGGAAAAGAUCUGUUGUUUUAAGUCUAUAUUUGUAAAAGUGUUUUAUGUACAUCAGUACAUAAUAUAAUUAUGGUUUAUUAAACGUUUUCAUGUGA
Messenger RNA from Oreochromis aureus, 4289 nucleotides. RefSeq lists its product as uncharacterized. Gene Ontology annotation, biological process: positive regulation of transcription elongation by RNA polymerase II. The record is from RefSeq and is a predicted model, not a curated record. The coding region runs from base 167 to 3844 and encodes 1225 amino acids. Gene Ontology annotation, molecular function: protein binding. The transcript has 7 exons. NCBI's taxonomy places the organism in Eukaryota, Metazoa, Chordata, Actinopteri, Cichliformes, Cichlidae.